GCCCACACUAAGCUCUCACUCACACAGGUGAGCUGCUAGAUGCUCUCCCCAGUGCUCAACAGAUUAUGGGCCCCGAGAGCUAAGAUGCUACUGCUCGGCGACAACAGUUUUUGCCGCCCAUGUGAAACCACAGGGAGGACUGGAAACAUGUUUAGGAAGAUUCUGUGGUCACCGAUUUCAUUUAAUAAGUCUCAAUAAAAAGUUUUAGCCAUUUU
Mycena citricolor is the source of this 215-nucleotide messenger RNA. The record is from the annotation of a GenBank genome assembly. NCBI's taxonomy places the organism in Eukaryota, Fungi, Basidiomycota, Agaricomycetes, Agaricales, Mycenaceae.